Molecule: messenger RNA, 1467 nt
Organism: Hyaloscypha bicolor E
Lineage: Eukaryota; Fungi; Ascomycota; Leotiomycetes; Helotiales; Hyaloscyphaceae
Exons: 3
Coding region: 196-1281 (361 amino acids)
Source: RefSeq, a predicted model, not a curated record
CGACAAACAGAGCUCAUUCACAUCUGACACCUGUCCGAUAACCUUGCCAGUUCUGUAUUUGGCAAGAAAGACCUGGAAGCAUGAACGAUCUGUGAAAGUUUCCAAAAAGACGGUUCCGGCUCGACUCGAAACACAACAGAAAAUCCAGUACAGUAUCUGCAAACUUAUCCGUGACUUCCCAUUUCGGCAGUUAAGAUGGACAGACCAUCAGGACCAGAUUGGAGUGGCAUCAACCGCAUGGUUCAUUACAGAAUAGGGAUGCUGCGAUUCGAGAACAAUUUGGGGCCCAUUAAGAGAAAGAGAUUGCAAGAAAUUUUUGACGAGGAAGUACCGACCCCAAAGAAAAUGAAGUUUACAGAUGUUCCUGUCAUUCCACACGACAACACUCUUCAUGAAAGCUGGGACGAGGCGCUUCUGGAGAGGCUGCAACCGACGAACAAAUCAACCAAUCAGAAGCCAGGCAGUGCGACCGACGACCUCUUGAUCAGCCUCCCCCAACAUCAACAAUUCACUACCACCGGAAGCAGCGUCGCAUUCCCGAUUCACCAGGGACAAAGAUCAAAGAGCGCUGAGCCUACCAUCGAAGCAUGCGUACGACAAGCAAGACGUCAAUAUCUGGACGAAGCAGCGCAUCUUCCUGUGGAGCAUGACGACUCUGAGAUGCCGAGAACGAGCCCUCGCAGCAAGAAACGCGCACACAGCUCCAGCCAAGACGACGUCGUAGACCUCUCAAACGACACUGAGCUGCCCCUGCCAAAGGAGGAAGAGGGUGAAGCAUCUGCGAGCUAUCCUGUAAGUCCAUUAGCCCAGUAUUGCGCAAGGCUGUUGUCGAGGCCCUCGGCUAGUCCCGCACCGAAAUUCGAUAUCGCUAAUGCUUCACCUCAGGAAACUGAGAUACCGGUCAUCAUUUCUGCGAAGAGGAUCAAACCGAACUCGGGUGAAAAGUUGCAGGAACAAAGUGGCACGCCAGAACCCGAAAGUCCUACAAAGACGGUAUCAACGGGAAAUGCUGGCAGCUUGAGAUCGAGUCGGCAGAUUCACGAAGGCAAAAAAGAGAACGCGUCUGUCGAGGGCAAUGAACGCGACCAGAAGGAAUCCAGCGAAAGCAAGGUCGGCCCCAAACGACCGUGGAGUUAUUUUGACACCUAUAAGACCCGGAAGCCAAGCAAUAUUCGAGAUUUUGGUAACCCCAGACCUGUUGCUCCUGCAUCGACCCCGUCAGCCUCUCGGGGGCAAGAGUCAAUGGUAUAUCUUUUGAUCCACUGGGGACCUUGGCACUGACUUCUUCAAAGGCUCCUGUCCCAAGCGGCCCAAAACCAGUUAAUCGACUCUGUCCCAACACCCCGCAUCAACAGCUGCACAAAUUCGGCAACAAUGCCUCGAAACCGAAUGCACCUUUCAAGCCGCAAGUUCCAAAGUUUGACCUGCACAAAGACCAUAGCCGGCGAGCCGAGCAGCCCCCGAGCA